AUGCAAGCGAAGCUCUUGAACUUACUACCGUUCCCAGUGGGGAACUUUCGCCAACUUUAUAAACUUAACGUAUCGAUUUUCGUGGCAAAGGAAAGAACGGAAGGCGACGCGAUGUCGUCUGCCUGUUUGUCGACCAUCGCCAAGCGAAGCGGAGCAACAGCGGCUGAAGAGUACAAUUUGCAAGCUGUCGUC
This is a messenger RNA of Soboliphyme baturini, 192 nucleotides long. The record is from the annotation of a GenBank genome assembly. Lineage: Eukaryota; Metazoa; Nematoda; Enoplea; Dioctophymatida; Soboliphymatidae.